GAUAUACCUCCGCGCCUAUGACGUGUGACCUUAACCACGAGCUUCUUGCAUGGUGCGCUGCAUGAAGGUUAAUGCCGUUGCUCCGCCUGAGAGCAUGAAUUGGUCACAGGAGACAGUACACGGGCUGGCAAUGCUAGGGUGCGGAAGAGUCUGGAAAGAGUGCCGAGAAUUCCGCUGAACCCAGUGAGCGGCAGCAGUAUUCUACCUCCGAGCUCUCUCAGGACAGCUGCGCACGAAGUCAGACCCUCUGUACACACAUGGUCGUAUACACUCACAAGCUCAGGCUCUUCCAUUACGAAGUCGCCCUAAUCUUGGGCAUAGUCUCCUAUGGAGAAUCGAAUGUUUGCUUUGUCCAUCCACCUAUCGAACGUCGGGCAUGGCGCUUUCGCACGAGCAUAGCACAUGGCCCACGGUUCCGUACUCUAGGCAGGGCUUCGUCGUGGGUGCGCGCGGGCCCUGCUCAGUCUUGUAGUCGUUAUCCAUCUCGAUAUCCUGCACCCAACGGAGCAGGUCACAAAGUGCUAACAGAAGAACCUGCUAAAAUACUCAUUCCGACGCUCUCCUCAGGCCGGGGCUGCGGAAUGACGGAGUGGAGCGUGUUGAGUCUGUCAAGCUCGCCCGCUAGGGACUCUGCCGAAGCGGAGUUGUGUCUCAUGUAGCAAGGGAGGUGGGGGGACAUGGAGCUUGAGAGCUUGGUUUCUAAGCGAAGAAGUGAGUUGUGGAUACUGGAGGGAUGGGAGGACUAGUUGGACGCUCGAGAGAUUAAGUGUAGAGUCUGUGGAGACAGUGACGUGUAGAGAUGAU
Messenger RNA from Phanerochaete carnosa HHB-10118-sp, 804 nucleotides. RefSeq lists its product as uncharacterized. NCBI's taxonomy places the organism in Eukaryota, Fungi, Basidiomycota, Agaricomycetes, Polyporales, Phanerochaetaceae. The transcript has a single exon. The record is from RefSeq and is a predicted model, not a curated record. Bases 258 to 659 code for a protein of 133 amino acids.